Molecule: messenger RNA, 1038 nt
Organism: Telopea speciosissima
Lineage: Eukaryota; Viridiplantae; Streptophyta; Magnoliopsida; Proteales; Proteaceae
Product: (S)-ureidoglycine aminohydrolase
Exons: 13
Coding region: 111-1025 (304 amino acids)
Molecular function (GO): ureidoglycine aminohydrolase activity
Source: RefSeq, a predicted model, not a curated record
AAAAAGGAAUUGCUUCAGGUUCCAGAUUUCAAUACACUGCUUCCCUUCCAGAAGGAGGGCCAAGGUUCACAGCAAAAAAGAGGACGAAGAGCUUAAACAUAGCUUUCACAAUGCAGAAAUCGUUAAUAGUUUCAAUCUGUGUUCUUAACGCUCUGCUCCUUCCUUCAGGGAUGUUAAAAUGCGUUGUUGGCGAAGAAGGGUUCUGUUCUGCCGCACCUGCAUACACAGAUUCUAGCUCGCAACCUCUCUAUUGGAAAGUUACCAAUCCUACACUUUCCCCUGUUCACCUUCAAGACUUACCGGGUUUUACUCGUAGCAUGUAUAAGGGGGAUCAUGCUCUUAUUACUCCUGAAAGUCAUGUCUUCAGCCCCCUACCUGACUGGACUAAUACGCUAGGAGCAUAUCUGAUCACCCCGGCGAUGGGCUCACACUUUGUAAUGUACUUAGCAAAGAUGCAAGCAAAUUCAAAGUCAGGAUUACCUCCAAAAGAUGUCGAGAGGUUCCUAUUCGUGGUUCAGGGUAUGGUGACAUUAACAAAUAUGUCAGGGAUGAACCACAGGCUGGUGGUGGAUUCAUACGCAUAUCUUCCUGCUGGUUUUGAACAUUCUCUUAUGUCUAACACAUCAGCCACUCUGGUGGUAUUUGAGCGAAGGUAUGCUAAUCUGGAAAGUUUUAUCCCUGAGCCCGUUAUUGGUUCAACGGACAUGCAGCAACUUCUGGAGACUCCAGGAGAGGUUUUUGAGCUCAGGAAACUACUGCCUACCUCAGCUCCUUAUGACUUCAAUAUCCAUAUCAUGGAUUUCCAACCUGGAGAGUAUCUUUAUGUGAAGGAGGUCCAUUAUAAUCAGCAUGGCUUGUUGCUUUUAGAGGGACAAGGCAUCUAUCGCUUGGGUGAUUCCUGGUACCCUAUACAAACAGGUGAUGUAAUUUGGAUGGCACCAUUUGUUCCACAGUGGUAUGCAGCACUUGGUAAAACUCGGUCCCGAUAUUUGAUUUACAAGGAUGUAAACAGGAAUCCAUUGUAAAGUUUGCAAUCAG